AUGCCCAGGAUAGCUGCGGAUGAGCUCACCGAGAGCCGCGUCGCGGCUUUGAUGGAGCAAGCCCAAGCAGCUGUGGAUGCUGGGUGGGUCCCAAGUGAGCACUUGCCAGCGAACAUAUUCAAAUUUUUAGAGCCGCUCACCAUCGCCAGCGGGCAAGGCUUCUACACAACCACAAUGAUGAUCCUUGGCGCUUUGCCCGCGCUUUGCAAUGGGGCCACGAUCCAGUUAUGGCCAGGCCGACCCACACCUUUGAUGGCUAUCGUCCUGCAAGUCGCUGCGGCCCAGAAAGGGAAGAGCCGGUUGACCGCCUUGGUCGAGGAGGCAUUUGACUCCUGUGACGACUACCUUGUCCAGAAAGCCAAGGAAAUGGUCGCGGACUAUCCGGGCGCCUCCCCUGUUGUGAAAACGCUUUCGCUUCAGUCCUUCACCUUCACGGAGUUUUUCCACCGAUGCUCCAGCGAGUGGCAGCAAGUGGAUUGGAACACAGGAGACGAGCGCAACGGACUUCCUCAUCGCAUCUGGCUCAGCUCCGGCUUCUGCUUGGAUGAAGCCUACGAGUUCCUGGAGGGCCUUGGCAUGAUGGGAACAAGCCAGAAAGGCGAGGGAGGGAAGACCGCCAGUCUGAACGCAUCAAGCUUGAAUCGCUUGAUACAGGCUGGCUCUCACAAGCGAGGCACACGCACUGGCACCUCUUCGACCACCAGCAGGCCACCUCCAGUCAACCUCAGCGUCUGUGGCAACCUCCACCCCAGUAAGGCAAUCAGCAUGGAGCGCCAGCUGCAAGGGAACCAUGUUGCUGCUUGCAAAGAGCGGUUCAUCUUUUGCUGCGAUCGUUCCACGCCGCGCCACGCAGAGCUGCCUGCUGAUUACAUCUCCGGCGACUCAGCAUGGACGUGGCUACCGCUCACGCCACAGCAGGCAGUAAUCUUUGAUUGGGAAGCGUAUCUCAACCGGCCAGCUGCCUUCUCGCUUCCAGAAGACCAAGCGCCUUGCAAUGGAUACAUUGGUGCUCCUGAGGGAUACCCGCUGAAGCUGCCAGACGGUGUCCUGAGUCGGGUUCGUUUCCCGUGCUCCGAGCACGGCGUCACCACUGAAUGGAGGAUUUCGGCCCGCUGGUGCCAGCCAAAUCAUAUACCUGCUUUCCAGCAAGGCUUGCAGCGGGCGAUCGAUUUCUUUGGGCGCAAGCCGCAGCUGAUCCUGCCCAUGACUGCUGGUGCGCAGAGACUUCUCCUAGGCAAUCAAGUUGCUCAAAGCGUGAGGGCUUCUGGGCAUGAGGACGACACUGCUUUGUCUGCACUCCACGCAAACGCCGCUUGGCAGCAGGGUGUCUUCGCGGCUCUUGUGGCAGUGCUUGAUAUGUGCUCCAGCAACAGCCCUGUCGUGGACCUGCAAGUGACAGAGAUGCACGUGCGCCUUGCUUGCCGUUUGCUGGAGAUCAAUCUCAACAUUCGGCAAGCUUGGCGAAGCCAGGGUGACCUCUCGCUGCCUGAGGAGAGGGAAGCCACGCAUCUGCACAAUGCUGUCGCAAUGGGGGCCGGGCAGCUUGGACGUGGAGACUUUGCUCCUCCUUUGGGCACCCAGCCAUUUCCUCUUGCCGCAGAGCUCCCAGCAACAAUCCAAGAGGCUGAGCAAGAAGAUCACGAGGCAUCGUACGCGCCUGAUGGUGGAGAUGUUCUGGAGGACACAGAAGCUCUGACGGUGACGCCUCUAACGUUCAAGGAUGUGCUCAGUGAAGACCAUCUCAAAACGAAUGGCUUGGGGCCUGGCGGUGCAAUGCUUUUUCCACAAACCAAGAAGAGUGGCCAGGUGACACAGCUCUUCUUUGACCGGGUCCUCCUCCGCAAAGUCUUGCUCCAUGGAUCCGCGGAGAUCGAACUAAACAAGCUGGUGGACAAAAUGUCCAACAAGAUCGUCACGCCCGCCAAGACCCCAGGAGAACAGAGCAGAACAUCGCGUGUUCGACCGUCUUUGGUGGAGGUGCGCAAAGUCAUCCAAGCUGCCGUGGACACAUAUCCUCGUUUGUUCCGGUGGCUGCCUGACAAACCUGGCCACGUGCAGUGCAGAUCAUGGUCUGCCAGCCAGGUGAACAAAAUCCUCUACCACAACGAAUGCAUGAAGGCAUGCCGCGUCACUCUGAAGGAGGCUGGCCAUAAUCGGGUUGGGGUGGCAUGCAUGCCUUGCUUUGUCUUAAUCGCCGAGCCAUGCGCUUCUCUUUGCUUUUCCUGCUUUCAGGUGAGCCGAGCACGGCUGGUUUAUAUGGACGGGGCUGCGGCCCGCUGCCGCGGGUCCGCGCAGGCCGGGGCCGAGCAGACAGAGCCGCCAGAUGUCGCAGCAACUUGGAUGCAAUCUUGGCAGCUGCUCUUCGCACAUGAAGCAGCUGUCUUCUUUCUUCAGUAUGGCAAAUACAUGUCUGUUUGCCUACAUGCCGGGCAGGGAUGUCUUGCCGAUGUCGCUUCUGACUGCGGUUUUUUGUCUCCUCACCGUCUACCAGGCCGGAGCCCCUCAAGUGCAGCAGGCUGA
Messenger RNA from Cladocopium goreaui, 2520 nucleotides. The record is from the annotation of a GenBank genome assembly. NCBI's taxonomy places the organism in Eukaryota, Dinophyceae, Suessiales, Symbiodiniaceae.